Trichoderma virens Gv29-8 is the source of this 1502-nucleotide messenger RNA. RefSeq lists its product as uncharacterized. The record is from RefSeq and is a predicted model, not a curated record. The transcript is spliced from 6 exons. Bases 73 to 1335 code for a protein of 420 amino acids. NCBI's taxonomy places the organism in Eukaryota, Fungi, Ascomycota, Sordariomycetes, Hypocreales, Hypocreaceae.
AGAUAAUCGCAGGCUCUUUGAGGUUCCCUCUAGCAAUACAAUAAGCAUACCUAAACCCUUCUACAAUCCAUAAUGGCUACCUUCGACCCAUCAAAGCCAAUUGAUGACCCCCAGGUCUGGUUCCCUAAAGGCAUGUUUGUCGACAAUACGGCACAAAAAUUAACCAUUAAGGUCUACGAUGUCGAUACCCCUGAUGAUGAGGACAAGACGUUCAUUCUCAAUCAUGACAAAAUGGUCGCGUUGAGUAGAUUCCUUUGGACGGGCAAAUUGCUCCCAACCGACCGUGAUGCCUAUAUCAAAACCUUGGGACUUAUUACCACGGAAGAGAUAACCGACGAGGUCUGGACUGAGAUAGAUCAUUUGCUUGGAACAUAUACCGAGAUAUCCAAGGAUUGUACACAAUUUAAAGAAGUGACUUGGGACAAACUCGUGGAUCUGUCAGGCCAGAUCAAGACAUAUGCUACGGUAGCUGGUGGAACACCGGACAGCUCGUAUUACCAAGCCGUGUUAGAAUGGGUUGGGGAGUACAAUACUGAGAAGAACAAGACCAAUCCAGACCAGAAAACACUUGAUGAUUUAGCUGCCGGGAUCAAAGGCGCGAUUGAAGAUGAGCAGAAAAAAAUAAGUGGCAUCCAGGAGCAUAUUACAGACGCAGUGAAGGCCCUGAACACGUUCCACGACAACUGCAAAGGCUAUGAGAAAACACUUGAAGAUGAUGGAACGACUCUUCAAAACCUUUUAGAGAAGGAGGGCAAUGAUAUUGAGCACUUAUCCGGCCAGAUUAGCGAAGAGCUGAAGGAGAUCGAGGAUUUACAAACAGAAAUCGACAGAGAUCACCAAAAAAUACAUGACACUGCAUACUAUGUCUGGAUCCCAUUUAUUGGUACUAUUGCUGGUAUCACAGUCGCGCUCAUCGCCGAGGCCGAUAUCAAACGACUGAAGGAGUCCAUGGAAAAGAUCCAGGCAGCUCUGGACGCAAACGAAGCCAAACUGCAGACUGCUUACGCUUUGCAAGGAGAUAUAACCUCUAUGGGAACUCAAUUGACAGGCCUUGUCAAAGUUAUUAAACCUGCCAUUGCGACGCUUGAAGCGCUCCAGGGAGCUUGGGCCCAAAUGAAUACUGACCUUCAGACACUCUACGACUUGUUUGAAGAUGAUAAGCAGUCCGUUCCACCGAUGUUGCUUUUGCCGAAGGAACUGAACACUAUCGUCCAAGCUUGGAAUGAUUUGAAGGAUUAUGCUGAUGAUUACAUUCAAUAUGCUUUCAUGACGGAUGAUCCAGAGAAAGUCACAAUCCAGAAUUACGUCGACCAGUUGGGCAGUCAACUCAAUUAGCGGAUAGACAUAAUCGCUUUGCACUAUAAACUUCAUUAUUACUUGUAGUAUAUGUGCUGUUCGGAUUGUCCUCAGUGGUCUUCAGAUUAUUUUAACAAUUAUAAUCCAUUAGUGGCACAACGUCUGGUGGCCUUCCUGUCACAGUGCUGAUGUGCCCACACAUAUAG